Staurois parvus is the source of this 1884-nucleotide messenger RNA. Lineage: Eukaryota; Metazoa; Chordata; Amphibia; Anura; Ranidae. The record is from the annotation of a GenBank genome assembly.
AUGAACAAUGACAUUAGUCCAGACUUGAACGUGUUAACUGCAUGGCGUCGUGGCUUCUCAGGAAAAGGUGUGGUGGUAACUAUCCUGGAUGAUGGAAUUGAGAGAGAUCACCUGGAUCUAGAAGCAAAUUUUGAUACCAUGGCAAGCUUUGAUUUCAAUGAUAAUGACCCUGAUCCUCAACCACGAUAUACCCCUUCUAAUGAGAACAGCCAUGGAACACGUUGUGCUGGAGAAGUGGCUGCAGUAGCAAAUAAUAACGUCUGUGGUACAGGGAUUUCAUACAAUGCAAGAAUAGGAGGCAUCCGGAUGCUCGAUGGGUUGAUCACUGAUAUUAUUGAAGCUCGGUCUCUGAGUCUGAAUCCACAGCACAUUCACAUCUACAGUGCAAGCUGGGGACCAGAGGAUGAUGGAAUGACUGUGGAUGGACCAGGCAUUUUAGCUAUGGAAGCCUUUUAUAGGGGAAUAGUACAUGGACGUGGUGGACUUGGUUCCAUUUUCGUUUGGGCAUCUGGAAAUGGUGGUCUGCAUUAUGAUGACUGUAAUUGUGAUGGCUACAGCAAUAGUAUAUACACUCUGUCUGUUGGCAGCACCACUGAGAAUGGAGAAAUUCCAUGGUAUAGUGAGGCUUGCUCUUCCAUACUCACUACUACAUUUAGCAGUGGCAAAAAGAAAGAAAGGCAGAUUCCCACCACUGACCUGCGCAACCGGUGCACUGAACACCACACAGGAACAUCAGCAUCUGCACCUUUAGCUGCUGGGAUAAUUGCCCUUGCACUGGAAGCAAAUCCUGCCCUCUCUUGGAGGGAUGUCCAGCACAUUGUGGUGAGAGCAUCAAGUCCUGCAAAUCUGGUUGUCGAUGACUGGAAGGUAAAUGGAGUUGGGAGAAAAGUGAGUCAUCAUUAUGGUUAUGGGCUUUUGGAUGCUGGAAAACUGGUGGAUCUUGCCCAGAAGUGGGAAAUGACGCAUCCUCAGAGAAGAUGUGGGGUCAACAUUGUGAACAGUCCUCAGAAACUGUCUUCUGGGCUUAUUAUAAGCAGAAACAUCAGUGCCUGCGUUGGAUCUCCUAACUAUAUCCUGUCCCUAGAACAUAUCCAGGUCCAAAUCUCCCUUAGUUAUACACGGAGAGGUGAUCUUGAAAUUUUCCUCACCAGUCCGAUGGGCACACGUUCUGUUCUGGUAUCUCUGAGACCAUAUGACAUGAACAGUGCGGGUUACAGAAAAUGGAAUUUUAUGACAACCCACAGCUGGGAUGAGAACCCACAGGGUACAUGGACCCUAGAGCUAGUGAACAAAGGAAACUUCUGGAACAAUGGAUUCUUAAACAGUUUCACGCUAGUUCUUUAUGGCACUGAUGAAAAUGUAAUGGCUAGAAAAAUAUCUGAGCCUGUGUUGCGGGACUGUGUGACUCGUGACCUCAAUGGAACAUGUCUGGAAUGUGAAUUGCCAUUUUAUGCCUUUGGACACUUUUGCAUUACUUACUGCCCUUCAAAAUAUUUCAAGACAUUGCAGCCUAUUCGGUCAAAUGAAAAAUUGUCUGUGAUUCUUCAAAGUGCCCGUACCUGUGCUCCUUGUCACUAUUCAUGCUACACCUGCAGGGGACCCUCUGCUAAUAAUUGUACUGCCUGCCCACUCUUUUCUUCAUAUAAUGAAAAAGAACAUUCCUGCUCACAGCCUUCCUAUCCAGGGAUAGAUCUCAGUACCAGUAAACCCGGGGAAGUCUUAAGUUUUGCCAUAAUUAUAGCCAUGGUUUUAGGAGGCAUGGUGUUCUUGGUCUGCCUUGUUUCUUCACUUUUCCUACUGUUAAGCAGAAUACGUGUCUACAGAUUCUCAUCCACUAAUUUGUCACACACCCCUGGCCUGGAAAUGUGCAAUCUCCAAAGUUAG